Psammomys obesus (fat sand rat) is the source of this 4745-nucleotide messenger RNA. It is a transcript of the gene Zbtb10, whose product is annotated as zinc finger and BTB domain containing 10. Gene Ontology annotation, biological process: regulation of transcription by RNA polymerase II. Lineage: Eukaryota; Metazoa; Chordata; Mammalia; Rodentia; Muridae. The record is from RefSeq and is a predicted model, not a curated record. Gene Ontology annotation, molecular function: DNA-binding transcription factor activity, RNA polymerase II-specific; protein binding; RNA polymerase II cis-regulatory region sequence-specific DNA binding. The coding region runs from base 1 to 2733 and encodes 910 amino acids. The transcript has 8 exons.
AUGGCGCACACCUCAAUAAGACACUCGGGGCGGUGCAUUUUCUGCGAAACGAUCGCAGCCCGGGGCCAGAGGUGCUGCCCGGGCGCACACAAUGCGCCCAAGGAGGUGUCCCCGCGAGGAAGGCACCGCCUGGUCCAGUCUUUUGUGAAGGAACCAAAAAAUAAGUUCACUUCCUCGGGCCCCCCGGCCCCCCAAAAGCAGAUGACAAGGCUCCUGCGCGCUGCCAGCGCGGCCUCCGCUUGGCCUCCGCAGCCGCUGCCGCGACCGCCCGCGCCGCCCGCGCCGCAGCAGCCCAAUGGGCGCGGGGCCGACGAGGAAAUGGAAUCGGAGGGCCUGGAGCCCCAAGACUCGGAGGCCUCCGGCGGGGCGGCCGCCGCCGCCGCCGAGGACGCCAAGGAGUUGCUGCUCCCUCCGGACGCGGGCGGCCCCGCCUCGCUGGGCGGCGGCGCGGGGGGCCCCCUGCUAGCGGAAAGGAACCGUCGGACUCUGGCCUUCCGCGGGGGAGGCGGCGGGGGUCUCGGCAACAAUGGCAGCAGCCGCGGCCGCCCCGAGACCUCGGCGUGGCCCCUCCGGCAUUUCAACGGGCGAGGGCCGGCGCCCGUGGAUCUGGAGCUGGACGCGCUGGAGGGGAAGGAGCUGAUGCCGGACGGCGCGUCCCUGAGCGACAGCACCGAGGACGAGGAGGAGGGGGCGAGCCCGGGCGACGGCAGUGGGGCGGAAGGCGGCAGCUGCGGCAGCAGCAGGCGGUCGGGAGGCGAUGGCGGGGACGAAGCGGAGGGCAGCGGAGUGGGAGCUGGCGAAGGAGAGACUGUCCAGCAGCACUUCCCGCUCGCGAGGCCCAAGUCCCUCAUGCAGAAGCUCCAGUGCUCCUUCCAGACCUCCUGGCUCAAGGACUUCCCCUGGCUGCGCUAUUCCAGGGAUACUGGCCUUAUGUUCUGCGGCUGGUGCCAAAGGACCCCCGAGGAUGGGGGCGGCGUGGACCUUUCCCCGGUCGGGCACGAUGAGCUUUCGCGAGGGACCCGCAACUACAAGAAAACCCUGCUCCUGAGGCACCACGUCUCCACCGAGCACAAACUCCACGAAGCCAACGCCCAGGAGUCAGAAAUACCGUCAGAGGAGGGGUACUGUGACUUUAAUAGUAGGCCAAAUGAGAACUCUUAUUGCUAUCAACUUCUUCGACAACUAGAUGAACAGAGAAAGAAAGAUAUUCUUUGUGAUGUCAGCAUUGUGGUGAGCGGGAAAAUCUUUAAAGCUCAUAAGAACAUCCUGGUUGCAGGCAGCCGUUUCUUUAAGACUUUAUAUUGUGUUUCAAACAAAGAAAGCCCUAACCAAAACAAUACUACCCACUUAGAUAUUGCUGCAGUUCAAGGUUUUUCAGUCAUCUUGGACUUCCUGUAUUCUGGGAACCUGGUGCUCACAAGCCAAAAUGCCAUUGAAGUGAUGACAGUGGCCAGCUACCUUCAAAUGAGUGAAGUUGUUCAAACUUGCAGAAAUUUCAUUAAAGAUGCCUUAAAUAUAAGCAUUAAAUCAGAAGCUCCAGAGUCUGUAGUUGUGGACUAUAAUAAUAGGAAACCAGUUAGUAGAGAUGGCCUGACUUCAUCACGGGAUCAAAAAAUCGCCAGCUUCUGGGCGACACGGAAUCUUACCAAUUUGGCAAGUAAUAUAAAAAUUGAAAAUGAUGGUUGUAAUGUCGACGAGGGCCAAAUAGAAAACUACCAGAUGAAUGACAGUAACUGGGUCCAGGAUGGUUCUCCUGAAUUGGCUGAAAAUGAAUCUCAAGGUAAAACAAAAGUAUUUAUUUGGAAUAAUAUGAGCUCUCAAGAGACCGGCAAAGCAAGGAGGAAAAACCAAACUACAAAGAGAUUUGUUUAUAAUAUACCACCUACUAAUGAAACAAAUCUAGAAGAUUGCUCAGUGAUGCAGCUACCUGUUGCCUAUCCAGAAGAAAAUAAGGCCCUGCUCAUCAAGGAAGAACCAGAUUUGGAUGGUCCACUACUCUCAGGGCCCGAUGGUGAUAGGACCGUGAAUGCAAGUUUAUUGGCUGAGGCCUGCAGUGGUCAAGAUGCAGGAGAUGCUGGAGCAUCACAUGAUUUCAAGUAUAGUUUGAUGCCUGGCACUUCAAGUGAUUUCAAGUAUGGAUUGCUACCAAGUACUUCAAAUGACUUCAAAUUCGGAUUGCUACCGGGUGCUUCAAAUGAUUUCAAGUUUGGAUUAUUGCCAGAAUCUUGGCCCAAACAAGAAACGUGGGAAAAUGGUGACUCAUCUCUAAUCAUGAACAAGCUAAAAUGCCCUCAUUGUAGCUAUGUAGCCAAAUACAGACGAACACUAAAAAGGCACUUGCUCAUUCAUACUGGAGUAAGAUCAUUUAGCUGUGACAUUUGUGGAAAGCUGUUUACUAGAAGAGAACAUGUAAAAAGACAUUCCCUGGUGCAUAAAAAGGAUAAGAAGUACAAGUGCAUGGUGUGUAAGAAGAUCUUCAUGCUAGCAGCCAGUGUUGGAAUAAGACACGGGUCUCGGCGCUAUGGAGUGUGUAUGGACUGUGCAGAUAAAUCUCAGCCAGGAGGACAAGAAAGUGUAGACCAGGGACAGGAUACAGAGUUCCCUCGGGAUGAAGAGUACGAGGAGAAUGAAGGAGGGGAGCCUGACGAAGAGCUGGCUGAGAAUGGGGAAGACCAGAAUGAUGCAUCCCGAUGGGAUGAGUCUGGAGAUGUCUGUAUGUCUCUGGAUGAUUAACUGAUCUACUAUGUUCCUCAAGAAUGCUGCAUUUGGACAUACUAUGAAUCGACAAUUUGGAUUGUUGAACUUGAAGGCUUGCAAAAUAUGGUACAUGCUGGAUGGUAGUUAUGUUGCUGUGAAAAACUGUAGGGUUAAAGCCUUAUAGCAAAAAAUUUUUUUUAUAUUUGCACAGGACUGUACAACAAACAACCGUGUGGUUGGAUACAUGGAGUCCCCACAUAUUCAGUCAGUUAUCAAAGUAAACUAUUUUUUAUUUAUAGGAUAUACAGUUAACUAUUGGGUUCUAUGAAAAUAUAGUACUUGUCCUUUAUAGAGCUCACAUUCAUGUGCCACUUUAACAUGAAUGAACAAAGUCCAUUUAUGGAAGUGCAGUGACAGUUGACCCAAUCACUCUGUCAAUCAAACCACUCAGGCUAGUUUGUACUAGUAGAGUUUUGUUUCUAUUUUUAUUUUAUUAAUUUUAUUUUUUUUAAUACAGAUUUUCAGUGAGGGGCUUUUUCAACCCCGUUGGUUCUAUUUUCUUGUAUUUUUUUCAUUUUAUUUGCUUCAUAACUUAAACCAAGUCUCUUCUAGUCUUAGAUAUUAUUUCUUAAUUUUGUGCUGAUAGGCAUGUUUAUAAGAACUGGAGAGGUAAUUUAUUGGAAUGAACUAACUGACUCCCCUGUCCUCCCUUCCUUUUUUGACAUGAAUUUUACUACUUCACAAAUGAAGAAUGAUGUUGCGAAGUUACCAUGGUGAAGCUGAUAAAUACCACUAAAAUGAUUAUGACAUAGAAGUAACUUUCUCCUGCUGCUCUAAUUGAUAAAUGGUUACUAUAUGAUGCUUUCUGACCUGGUUUUGGUUUUGGGUAUCUGUUACUUUGGCACAAUUCUUGUUUGCCUCUUAUCGUUUUGCCAGUGUACUAUACCUCAGCCUUAUUUGAAAUAUAGACGUCUAAUUGAAGAAAAGACAUAAAUACGUAAAAUGAUUUGUUUUAUAAUUUAUCCGCCAUGUCCAGUUUGGUUAGCAUGUUAUGCAAUAUAAGUGAAAUAUCAGGUUUUUUUCUCCUAUGCCCUUUUUUAUCAUUAAAAUUAACACAAAAUGUGCAUUCUCUUUUGUUUCAUACUUACCGGGAUAUUGAAUGUUUUUAAAUUGUGGUUGAUAAUUUACUUUUUCCAUUGCUUAAAGUCACCACGCCUUGAUGAAAUCUUUAUAGUCACCAUGAUUCAACAAUCUGCAAGAAAUAUUACAAAUAAAAUGUUGAGCCUUUAUUGUUCCAUUAUCUAAAUUCUUCAGGAGUCAGAGUGAUUCAUGUAGUUGAAACUACUAGAUUUAUUUAGCCUGGUGACAGAUGAAUUAGCUGAUAGUGGAACUCUCAGCAGCUUUUACAUGCUAACAUGCUGACAUAUAUCAGGAGCAUAUUAUAUAUUAUAUAAGAUUGAGAGACAUCAUAUUUUCAGCUUUCUUUUAAAUACAAAUUGAGUAUAUUUUCCUAUUUUAUAUCAAGUAACUAAAUUAUGCCAGUUGUGUGGAAGAAACCACAGAGCUGCUUUGACAGAUACAAUCUUUUUGGUGCUCCAUCUGGUCAAAAUUGAAUAGUUGAUUUUCUUUUUAAAGAGACAAACUUCAUCAUUGCCUCUGAUUUCAGUAGAAUAAUGGUUAGAUAUUGGACAGUGACUUUCUGCGUGGAUUAAUCAGAGAUGAAAUAGUACUGCCUGGUGAGAUGCACUCAUUGCCCUCUGAACAGUGUGAUAGAUAGUCUCUGAGUACCUGGGAGGCUGGCAGAAGAGGAAUUUUGCUUUGAUUUUUGUUUGAAAUGAAGAGUACAACUUAUUCUGUGUUUGAAACAAAUGAGUAAAAUGUAAUACUAGUAAAGUCCAAAGUAGACAUAGUUGGGCAGAGAUAUUAUGAAUGAAAAAGUAUUUUAAACGUAAAAUGUUCUGCUUUGUGAAUAUGUAAGUAUAGUAUAAAGAUUUCUUUCAUCCCAUUUAUCCCCUUCCUUUAAAAUAAACCAUAGUUUACAAUUGGUA